GCAAUUUUUUUGUAUUUAUUUAUUGCAAUGUUAUGCAAUUGUUAACAAAAUCCUACUUUCCCUCAUUUUUACUUCAAUUUUAUUUUUUCCACGGUUUACUUAUAAUUUUACAAUUUCUGUAUCUUAAUUAUUUUUUACAAAUUUAUUUUGUAACGCACCUCAACCAUAUUGCCGACCAUGUGAGGAGCAUCCAAAAGGAAGUUACUUUGUUGUACAGCUGCUGUGCUACAGCCGUAUCUGAAAUCAACUCACGAAAGGAAGCGUGAAUAGUUGCUGCUGUCAUCCUGUGUUGUCGAUACCAAGGCCGAACUCGAGAUUAAGUCAUAGAAUUCCUGGCGAAUUAUCGUUCUAUAGACCUGCAGCAGGAAAGGCAGGAGAGUCACGAUAGCCACGGGUGGAGUUGAUGGCAAUUGCAUGAACCGAUUCGCGGUCUAUCUACCGUCAGAAAAAAAGGUCUCGAUCGACACGAGAAGGGGAGAUACCGAAAUCCUAGGUACCCGAUGAAGUAUUGGACUGUCGUCAACCGGGGGAGUCUCCUUCACUCCAUAAGUUUGGUCUACGGGGAGGAUUGUCCAGAAAGGAGUCUCAUCAAGAAGCCAGAGCCCAGCCAGAAAAAUUAUAAGUGUCGCUCCUCCAUGUAAGAUGCCUGUUACAUCUGUAAAGCUAGGUAUCAUCUUUGGUUUUGCUGUUGCUGCUUUAUCGGUUGGCCUUGCAUUGGGAAUUUUGUGGCCUAAUUUAUUCACUAGUAUCCUAUUUCGUAAAUUAAUACUUUCACCAACGUCUAUGUCUUUUGGAAUUUGGAAAGAAACUCCUAUACCUAUGUAUUUGGAGAUAUAUUUGUUUAAUUGGACAAAUGCUGACAACUUCAGUUCCACUGCUACUACAAAACCCAAUUUUGUUGAAUUGGGUCCUUACGUAUUUAAAGAAGUUGAUUAUAAAGUAAAUGAAGUAUGGCAUGAUAAUGGUACUGUGACUUUUCAACAAAAACGAAUUUGGCAUUUUGAGGAAUCCAUGUCAAAAGGCAGCUUGUUGGAUAAAGUUACCAAUUUAAAUGUCAUAGCAACCACUAUUGCAUAUUCCAUCAGGCAUCGUUCACCCUUGGUACGACAAUUUGUGAAUACAUUAAUAAGAACUACAGGCGAAACCAGAAUUACUACAAAGACUGCGGGUGAACUUCUGUUUGAUGGAUACAAAGAUCCUUUACUAGAAAUGGGAUUAGCAUUAAAUUACUCAGGAAUUCCAUAUGAUAAAUUUGGCUGGUUCUAUGACCGCAAUAAUUCAGAAACAUAUGAUGGUACAUUUAAUAUGUUCACUGGAGCCACAGAUGUACACAAAAUGGGUGUAAUUGAAAAAUGGAAUUAUAGUAAUACAACAGAAUUCUCUGGGUAUUGUGGCAUUUUAAAUGGUACAAACGGUGACUUAUGGCCGCCACUGCCUGACAACAAGACAGUCUCAAUAUUUUCAUCUGAUCUAUGCACAUCGUUAUCAUUGACAAUGGAGAACACAACGGUAUACCAAGGCCUGGUUGGAAACAAAUAUAUUUCCGAUAACAACAUAUUCGACAAUGGAACCAACGUUCCAUCCAGAAAAUGUUUUUGCGAGGGAGUAGAAUGUCAACCUAGUGGAGUCUUGAACGUUUCUGAAUGCAGAUUUGGAGCACCAGCAUUUAUUAGUUUACCACAUUUUUACCUGGCUGACGAGAGCUACAGAGAUUCCAUUACGGGAAUGAAUCCAGAUAAAGAAAAGCAUGAAUUCUCAAUUACUCUCGAACCAACAACAGGGGUACCGCUACAGAUCAGGGCCAUGUUACAAAUCAAUGUCUUGGUACAGCCAGACAAUGCUAUGUCACUCUUCAGAAAUAUACCAAAAACGUAUGUUCCCAUGAUGUGGUUUAAACAAGAGGCUGAUCUGUCUAGUAAUUACGCAAGCCAAAUCACGUUUCUUCUAAUACUUCCAACGCUAGGUUAUGUUACAUUUUACGGUAUUGCUGCAAUUGGUGUACUUCUCUUCUUCAUCGGCAUUGCCUUACUUAUCCGAGGAAGAUGGGGCAAUAAUGAUGGGCAACAGAGACUAAUAACGAAGGAGGUGAACAAUGAUGUACCAAUAAUCGAUGGAUGAUUUUUAAUUAACUUCAUUUAAUGAUACUGUCAUAUCAAAAAGCAAUCAUAACCAUGCUAACAGAAACGUAGGUGUUUCGGUUGAUAUAUGAACAAAAAUUGUAGCACCAGUGAUCUUUGCUUUUAUUUAGCGAUAACUUAAAAACGGGACUGCGCACGACAAUGGACUGUAUAAAUAUUAACUAGUGGCAGACAGCCAACCUUAACCCGUUUACGCCCAAACUGGCAUGAAAGUUUUUCAUUUUCCAACAGUUAAGGUCGUAUUCCACCCGAUCCAGAGUUUGAUCGCCCUCCGAUAACGGAAUCUGGUUCAGAUUCAUGAUUAUUUGAAAAAAAAAAAUGAAAUUUUUUGCUUUUUUCAGAUUUAAACUGCCGUAUUUUAAAAAUGGCGGCAAAUAUCGUCAAUCUGAGGUCAGAUUCAGAAAGAGCAGACAAAAAUACAUAAAGACAUGUAGUUUCAUCAAGAUUGAAUAACUUUUACCUUAAAAGUAUAACUGUUGAAAAAUGAAAAACUUUCAUGCCAGUUUGAGCGUAAACGGGUUAAGUGAGAUACAAAGUGCCUAACACUUACUCUGGAUUCUACUUUAAGAAAAGAAUAUAAAAAUUAUGAUUAUAAAGAUGAGGUAUGUUCAUACACACAAUGGGCACACAUUGCGUGUAUUAUAAUAAACAAAUUUGUAUAUUCACGUUAGACGAAAAGGAAGAAUAGUUACUGCUGCACUCGUUUGUUCUACACUUAUGUGAUUUGAUUAUUAAAUGAUCAGAUAGAAUUAAAUUUUACCUACGAACGUUCCUUUUUCAUCUUGACGGACCAUUCAAGUUUCUAUUGCUAUAUAAAAAAUUUUACUAAUUGUUAUUAACAUGGCUAGCCAGAAGUUCCAACCAAUAUUGUUACAAAAACUGUUGUAUAAUUUUAUUGGUUAAUCUUUUCUGGGUAGCCCUGUAUGUUGUAUAUUCAGUAUAAAUAUUGUAUGUACAUGUGUUACGCUUUUAUUUACGGGACUGAGGUAUAAUAAUAAGCCAAGUAAUGGUAGUGGGAUUUUCGUUGUUGGAGGAUUUGAAAUGGUCAUUACCCUGUGGAAGUCGUCCACGACAUUGCUAGCUAUGAUGUAUUUAAAAUUUCCCGAUAUAUUUAGAUUAGUAUAGAACAAAAUUGCUCACAUCACUUGUAACUUAUUGUCGUACUGUUAAUCGUUAAAUGGUAUCGAAUUAUCAAAAUCUGUGAUAAAUGGUUAACUAAAGAACGAAUAUGUUACGUCAGCGUAUCAUUGAGCUUCGGUAUGAGGUAAUAUAAAAAAUGGCUCAUUCUAAAAUAAUAUAAUAUUUCUUAGCGUUCCAUUUUCUACGAGACAACGUAAUACAUAUGUAAACAGUACGUGAUAUAUAUACAUAUCUUGCCUUAAAAGACGUUUAAUGGCGAAACACUGUAUUAGCAAAGGAAACACAAUAUUGACUAACAAGGAAAUUGUUUCCGGUAUCUCAUGUCUCUGAUUUUGCUUAUUUUGAGAUAUGUUAUUAUUCAUCGACCAGUUUUAAGGAUUGAAAUCUACUCCCAAAGUUGGGCCGUUCCAGCAAUAGUCCCAGCUGAGAUAAAUAAAUGAAACCAUUAGAGAUCAAUGCACACGACAAAUAAUGAAAAAUGCAUUUUAUUUCGAUUAUGAUGGGGUAAAAUUAUACAGAUUUACAGGGGUUAAAAGUUGAAACAUUUUUAUAAAAAAUAAAACUAUCGACCUUCAAACUCUUGGAACUCUUGGAAUUGAAAUGGCACAAGACUUUACGAGCGUACAAAUAUAGCCGCCAGACGGGGGUCAGAAAAGGGUAGUUUUUGUCAAAAAUGCAAUCAAACGUUGUAAUUGUGAAUAAGCUCCUUAACGAACGCAUAAAAAGAAUGUUAAAAGAAUUAGAAAUGCAAAUUUGGUUGCACAUGAAUAGGGGUGGUUCACUAUUUAAACGUUCUUUUUCCAUGAAGCGCAAAGACAUGCAUUUCCUACCUUUUUAGCUUUUUCAAAUGAAAUUGGUUUCGUUGAAAUACAAUGAAUAGUUUUUUGUUAUAAUCAUUUUACAACUUUCAAACCCAAUAAAUCUGUAUAAUUCCACACUCUAAAAAUCGAAGAAAAUACAUUUUUCAUUAUUCGCCAUGAGUUUUAUCUUCCAAUUAGUUUCAUUUAGAUAUCUCAAAUAAAAAUAUGCGAAACUGCAAAAUUAUCACUGGAGGUGCACAAAUUUGGAGGUUGAUUUGACCCCCUUAACACCCGUUUUUCCGCCGAUAAAAAAAUACGUGUCACUUCAAUUUCGAUGAAGAAUAACAUAUCUCAAAAUAAACAAAGUCAAAGGGGGACAUCGGAAACGGUUUCCUUGUAAGUACUUAUUCUUAAAAAAAAGUUUAAUACAAAAAAAAAUAAAAAAACGUGAAUCAUAGAAUCGA
Messenger RNA from Cephus cinctus (wheat stem sawfly), 4542 nucleotides. RefSeq names its product protein croquemort. NCBI's taxonomy places the organism in Eukaryota, Metazoa, Arthropoda, Insecta, Hymenoptera, Cephidae. Gene Ontology annotation, molecular function: scavenger receptor activity. The transcript has 9 exons. The record is from RefSeq and is a predicted model, not a curated record. Bases 643 to 2118 code for a protein of 491 amino acids. Gene Ontology annotation, cellular component: membrane; cytoplasm.